Molecule: messenger RNA, 873 nt
Organism: Magallana angulata
Lineage: Eukaryota; Metazoa; Mollusca; Bivalvia; Ostreida; Ostreidae
Exons: 6
Coding region: 106-858 (250 amino acids)
Source: RefSeq, a predicted model, not a curated record
GCUGUCCAGAUUUAAAUUGCAAUUACACCAAUUGAAUUCAAAAUUUACAAAUCAAUCGAUUAGACAUUAUUCCUGUUAAACCACGUCACUAUUCUUCAGGAAAUUAUGAAGUUAAUAAUUGUUAUCUUGUUUGGAUUUCUCUGGGAUAAUAUUAAUUGCUUUGAGAACCUAUGUAGAAGAAAUUCGACAACUCUUUUACUAAGUUCAACAUACAACAAUUUCUUUGCAACGUUAGCAAAUGACGGUAAUUUUGACACGACGGCAUCCUACUGUUCGCAUACUGACAUCAACAAAGAAAUUGCCUGGUUUCAAGUGGAUUUUGGAAAAUUGUAUAGCAUAUCAAACGUGAAACUAUAUUAUAGAAAAGAGGGUGAUGACGGUAUGCAGCCAAUAAGAUUUAGACAGUUCUACCUGGAUGUCUCAAACUCAUCAGCCACACAAUCAAGUACAAUACAAAGAGUACGAUGUUAUACUGACAAAACAACCGCCCCAGACGUACCUCGAAACAUCCUAGACACACCGUGUAAACAUACAGCACGAUAUGUCAUUGUAGAGACUACUUACGACGCCCCAGACGAUGGGUUAUAUACGGGAGCCAUGUUGGAAAUAUGUGAAAUAGAGGUUUAUGGAUGCGCGAGUGGCAAAUAUGGUGAAAAUUGUAUGCCGUGUCAAGGAUGUGAAACAUGUGAUAUAAACAGCGGGAAGUGUGAGGAGUGUACAGAUGGACGGCAUGGGCAUAAUUGUACAAGUAUUUGUGGACAUUGUGUGAAUGGCAAACCAUGUCAACGUGAAACAGGAGUUUGUGAUCUAGGAUGUGAUCCGGGAUACCAAACACUUUUCUGUAUAGAAGGUCAUUAAAACUUACAAAACAAA